Carassius gibelio (silver crucian carp) is the source of this 2304-nucleotide messenger RNA. Its product is annotated as translocating chain-associated membrane protein 1-like 1. The record is from RefSeq and is a predicted model, not a curated record. Gene Ontology annotation, biological process: SRP-dependent cotranslational protein targeting to membrane, translocation; protein insertion into ER membrane. The coding region runs from base 107 to 1216 and encodes 369 amino acids. The transcript is spliced from 11 exons. NCBI's taxonomy places the organism in Eukaryota, Metazoa, Chordata, Actinopteri, Cypriniformes, Cyprinidae. Gene Ontology annotation, cellular component: endoplasmic reticulum membrane.
AGACAGAAGUAGGCGUUAAGACUGACGUGCCUGCCAGAUAACAAUAGUGAAGACGUGUUCCUCACGCGUUCACGCUCACCAAAAGUUCUUUCAACAAUCCACCAAGAUGGGAAUCCGAAAGAAGAACAACAAGAACCCUCCGGUGCUCAGCCACGAGUUUGUGAUCCAGAACCACGCGGAUAUUGUGUCCUGCGUUGCUAUGGUGUUUCUGCUGGGUCUUAUGUUUGAGAUUACGUCAAAGGUAGCGGUUUUGUUCAUAACUGUGCAAUACAAUGUAACAAUUCCAGCAAAUGGAGGUCCAGAGGAAACAGCAGUGAAUUACUUCCAUUACGGUCUGAAAGAUGUGGCCACUGUCUUCUUCUACAUGCUGGUUGCCAUCAUUAUGCACGCCAUUAUUCAGGAAUAUGUGCUAGAUAAAAUCAACAGGAAGAUGCACUUCUCCAAAACCAAGCACAGCAAGUUCAAUGAGUCGGGUCAGCUGAGUGCCUUCUACCUCUUCUCCUGCCUGUGGGGAGCCAGCAUUCUUGUUUCUGAGAACCUCUUGUCCAAUCCGGUCAGCCUUUGGGACGGUUACCCACACACUCUUAUGGCGUUCCAGCUGAAGUUCUACUACAUCUGUCAGCUUGGUUACUGGCUUCAUGCUAUCCCUGAGCUCUACUUCCAGAAGACCAAGAAAGAGGACAUUCCUCGUCAGCUUGUUUAUAUCAGUCUUUACCUGGUCCACAUCACUGGGGCAUAUGUUCUGAAUCUGAACCGGUUGGGCCUGGUUUUGCUGGUUCUGCAUUACUUUGUUGAGUUCCUCUUCCAUGUAUCCCGACUCAUUUACUUCAGCAAUGAAGACAGACAGACCGGGUUUACAGUGUGGGCUGUUCUGUUUGUGCUGGGCCGGUUGUUGACUCUUUCCCUGUCUGUUCUCACUGUGGGCUUUGGGCUGGCCGGAGCAGAGAAACAGGGUCUGAACCUCGCAGAGGGAAACUUUAAUAUCCUGGUUGUUCGGUUGACUGUCCUGGCUGCAAUAUGCACCUCUCAGGCUUUUAUGAUGUGGAAAUUUAUCAACUUCCAGCUGCGACGAUGGAGAGAACACGCACAGACCCAGACCUUAAAGAAGAAAUCAUCCUCUUCUAAGAGCAAAUCAAAGAAAGCCAAUGGAGUAAACGGAUCUGUUGGAGCCAGUGGAGCAGAUUCCCCAAGAGCGAGGAAGGAGAAGUCAUCAUAAACUGCUCUUGAUCCCAACUUCUGCCCUGGCUGAAAUCAGCCUGAUCAUUCCUCUCCCUUCUCUCGUCCCACAGUUUAUCUGUAGCCCCUUUUCCCUUUCCCCUCUUGUUUAUCUGAAAAAAAAAAAAAAAAAAAACUUGCAAUAUGACAUCCUCAUCCUGCAUCUUGAUACUGUAGGAUGCUGAAUGCUGUAUUUCAUGAAUCCAUCCAACUAUUAUGUCUCUUUGCAAGAAGGGCUUAAGGAAAAGUGGCUUUGGGGAAUUCUGGAGGGGGUCUUUUUAUUCCCCCCUUACAUUUGUUUCCUUAUUGUGAAGGUCCAUAUGCUCUUUGCUUUAUUUGCUUAAUGCUGCAAUCCCAAAUCCAAAUCUAUGAUCCAGCCAUACCUACAAAGAAAACAUGAAAGCUGUGGGGAAAAUGUAACUUAUUUUUACAAGUGCCUAACCAUACAUCAUUUUGACAGAUCAGAGAGGAAUAUCUCAGUAUUUUAACUUGAGUUUGAAAUCAGGGUUGUAUUUAAAGUUCUCUGAAAGCUCACAGUUUUUGUUGACUCUAUCAUGCAUUUAGAACCACGUCUAAUGUCUUUUCAUUUCUGUUGUAUAAAUGCAUUGUCACAUUUUUCAUUAGAAAAAAAGAUAAGCAAAAAUGUUAAUUUGAUGCCUUUUUAAUGAAUUCCAUUCAGUUGCACUGUACUGCAUGACUGGUCAAGGUAAGCAAAAAGUGUAAUGUUUCACAAACUGUUAAAUUAGCAAAGGAUGAUGAACAAAAUGAACAAAAGCUGUGUGCUUUUGAUUUGUCAGUAGAUUAUACCUUUUAUUCUUGAACUUGAUAAAUCUGACUUUGCGGUUUGAUGUUGAUUACACAUGUCAAAUCACAAGUGUCUUUCCAGUGAGAGUGUGAGACUGAAGUCAGGAUCUAAGGCAAAGUUCUCAGAAAUCAUUUUCAUUGAUCGUUUUGAUUUAAAAACAACAGUAUAUAGAGAAUGACGUUCAAUAAUAAUAAAAGCAUUGUCAUCUCACAAUUAUUUUACCCAAGUACAACCAAUGAGAAAGACAACCAGUGAAUGCAUAAAUAAAAUGUUUGUUUUCACAG